CCGUAGUAUAGUGGUCAGUAUGCAAGCUUGUCACGCUUGAGACCCGGGUUCAAUUCCCGGCGGGAGAGUUCCAGCCACCUGCGAUACACAGGAUUUCAUUUUUUUGCUUCAUUUACAACCUUGAUCAUUUUCGUUGUUGUUGUUAUGUGGUUUAACCCUUGAUUUAACCGAGAUACAUAAGCGUCUAACGCGGCUCCCCGCGCUUCCUUUUAAGCGCACCGCAUUAUCCAAUCGCAACCUAACUUGUAUUCUUGUUAUCAAACGCGACCAUUCAUCAUCUCAUUUGACGAGGACAUUCAUCGAGUAUUGAACCACAAUAACGCCGACCUGCCGAGAUAACAACGCGCAUGGCUGAGAGAAAGCCAUCAAACGGAGCUGUAGCUGGUACUGGACAAGUGACGAUGUCCGAGUACAAGAAGGCGCAAGCCCGGGUUCGGGAUCUGGUCGAGAAGCGCAGAAUGCUAGAGAAACGCUUGACACAAGUUGAAGACAGCAUCUCCCAGAAGGAGACUGCAUACCUCGACAGCACACCAAGCGGCAACAUCAUCACCGGUUUCGACAACUACAUGAAGGGCAUGAGUGGUGCGGCAGCACAGCGACGAAAGGCUGGUCCGAUGGAGCAGAACAGAGUCUUUUCACGAUCGUCGAUUUCCUACCGACCUAACAAUCUAGAGGGUAUCACACCCGGAUCAGGAGGCUCGACGCCAGCUGGCGCGACACCAUUAUCCGCCGCAUUUAGAGACGGACCCUCGAAUCACCCGACACCGACAUCUUCGACUGCGGCUAAGAACGCAAGCAAGUCGAAGAAGAAAACGGUCGAGCACGAGGACAGCGAAAACGAUACUUCGACGAGCAAGAAGCGAACGAAUUUUGGAGCGCAGCGCAAGUAGCGUAUGUACAAAGAUGUACUCAUGAGAUUGGGCGUUUAACAGGGAAUGGAUUCAACGGUAGGGUCAGGAUGGCGUUAGGAUUCAUAUUAUAGAUCGCCCUCGAAACAGAAGGCGGCUUGGAACUGAGGCUAUGGUAGGUUCAGGCUAGAAGUAGCACGAAAAUAUGCCAUUUAUAAUGGAGGCUAUUAAGCAUUUUGGAACCGUCGAGGUACCAGAAUACUCAAAGAGUUUGCGUCAAAGAGCAUACAUAGUUCAUCCCAGCGUGCCCUAGAAUAUCCUCAACCUACCUAAGUUAUCUCAAUAUUUCUAUCACUCAAGAUCAAAAUGUCCGUUUUUCUGCCAUCAUCUCAACAAGUAAGGAUCCAAUUGCUUGGUGUCAGAUCGCCUAUAAACCUCACGGUAGUUCUCCCGUUACUGGGAAUUGCCUUAGGGGUGAAGUUAGAUUCAGUGUAUGGUCUCCCAAUUGUCGUUACAUAUGUUUAGGCCGUGUGUCAUGUCUUGAAACCAUUUUAAGCUAUCCCACGUCAACAUGGACGAGAUCGAAGCGACGUCGCGACGUCCGUCAAAUACGGUUGUGGUUAAUCGCAGCGGUUGCAGUGAGAUUAUACCUUGAUUAACCCUUCAACUUGUAUAGAUGCAUGUAAAGGGAUUACUGUAAUAAAGUAAAAUUCCCAGGCCAGUAUUGUUGUGAACUUUUGAUUUGAAG
Fusarium odoratissimum NRRL 54006 is the source of this 1596-nucleotide messenger RNA. Its product is annotated as chromatin modification-like protein EAF6. NCBI's taxonomy places the organism in Eukaryota, Fungi, Ascomycota, Sordariomycetes, Hypocreales, Nectriaceae. Bases 348 to 890 code for a protein of 180 amino acids. The transcript is spliced from 3 exons. The record is from RefSeq and is a predicted model, not a curated record. Gene Ontology annotation, cellular component: NuA4 histone acetyltransferase complex.